Phyllostomus hastatus (greater spear-nosed bat) is the source of this 1803-nucleotide messenger RNA. It is a transcript of the gene MRGBP, whose product is annotated as MRG domain binding protein. Lineage: Eukaryota; Metazoa; Chordata; Mammalia; Chiroptera; Phyllostomidae. Gene Ontology annotation, biological process: regulation of transcription by RNA polymerase II. The transcript is spliced from 5 exons. Gene Ontology annotation, cellular component: nucleus; NuA4 histone acetyltransferase complex. The coding region runs from base 529 to 1143 and encodes 204 amino acids. The record is from RefSeq and is a predicted model, not a curated record.
GUGCCCACGCCGCAGUCCAGCGUCGCCUCCCAGGGAUUCCCUUGUCGGUCACGCGGAGGCCCGCGGUCCCGGCGUCCGGUGCGCGGGAGCCCCGCUGUGCCGCGCUGAGACCAGAAGUCGGCCAGAAGCCAACGAAGCCCACGGUCGCAGGAUGGACAGUGGGACAGUGGCUUCUUCUCGUCCUUCUUAACCGCUUUAUGGAGGUGUUAUUUGCAAUUCCGCCAUUGACAUCCAACGGGGUUCGCCCGGAGUCGUGCGGGGAUCGCCACAACCUCGUUUAGAGCGUCUCCAUCCCCCUCCCCAAAUCUGCUCCAUUUCCGGAGGUCCGCCGGGAUCUGACUGCGCCGCGCUGCGCUGCAAAGCGGACCGCCAGGGGGCGCUGCGGGGCCGACUCUCAGCUGCGCCUGCGCCGGCGCCGCGCGCGAACCCGAGCGCUAGCCCGCCGAGCGCGCUCCCCCGCGACUGCGACUGCGCGGAGCCCGUGGCCCCGCCGCUCCCGCCGGGGGCUCGUAGCUGGGCGCCUGGGCCAUGGGAGAGGCGGAGGUGGGCGGCGGGGGCGCGGCGGGUGACAAGGGACCGGGGGAGGCGGCCACCAGCCCAGCCGAGGAGACAGUGGUGUGGAGCCCCGAGGUGGAGGUGUGCCUGUUCCACGCCAUGCUGGGCCACAAGCCCGUCGGUGUGAACCGGCACUUCCACAUGAUCUGUAUCAGGGACAAAUUCAGCCAGAACAUCGGCAGGCAGGUGCCAUCCAAAGUCAUCUGGGACCACCUGAGCACCAUGUAUGACAUGCAGGCCCUGCACGAGUCCGAGAUUCUUCCAUUCCCGAAUCCAGAAAGGAACUUUGUCCUUCCGGAAGAAAUCAUUCAAGAAGUUCGAGAAGGAAAAGUGGUCAUUGAAGAGGAAAUGAAGGAGGAGAUGAAAGAAGACAUGGACCCCCACAACGGGGCCGACGAUGUUUUUUCAUCUUCAGGAAGCUUGGGGAAAGUAACGGAAAAGCCCGGCAAAGACAGAGACAAGAACCCCUCGGACUUGGGGGCCAAGGACGGGGCGGACAAGCGCAAGCGCAGCCGGGCCGCCGACAAGGUCCUCACGGCCAACAGCAACCCCUCCAGCCCCAGCGCCGCCAAGCGGCGCCGGACGUAGCCGCCCACGAGGAGGGCCGGCGGUGCCCUCUCCCCGUCCGGAGUCCGGACAACACGAAAAGCCGGGAUCGCCGGUUCAGGCUGAGAGCGCGCUCAGUGGUGGCGUCGGGGGCACAGAGCUGCCGCCCGCCCGUGUGGCAGACGCCGCCUGGCGUGAGGAGCCGUGAGGCCGACGGCCCCGCCCUCCCAGGGGCACCCAUCUUCCCGCCAGUCCAUCUGUCCACCUGUCCGCCCGCCGCCCUUGUUCAAGUGACCGUGACCUCCGGGGAAAGGCCACCGGGCCUUGCGCACGCGCCCCUCCGUCGCCCGAGAAGCUGGGAACUGGAUAUUUGGCCUCAUUCACUUGUACUGUAACGAUGUAUAUAAUUUGGUUGCUAUUUCACUAUUUAAUUUCUAAGAAGCCUAUUUUACUAGUGUUUUAUAUGGAAAAAAAUACCGCAGAAGUUAAGAACCUGUGUUGUAUUUUUUCCGAGAUGUUUUGUUGUAAGGUAACGACCACUGAGAUACUUUUUGCUCAGUUUUUAUACGCCAGACAGAGAGUUUGUGGCUAUUUUUGUAUUACCGAGUAACUUGCAAACAGACCGAACUCGGGAGUGGCGGGCGGCCCGCCGGGGCUGCUGCCGGGCCGGGGACUAGGGGACAUUAAAGCCCAGAAAAGCGA